This is a messenger RNA of Durotheca rogersii, 1990 nucleotides long. RefSeq lists its product as uncharacterized. Lineage: Eukaryota; Fungi; Ascomycota; Sordariomycetes; Xylariales; Xylariaceae. The transcript has 2 exons. The record is from RefSeq and is a predicted model, not a curated record. The coding region runs from base 182 to 1771 and encodes 529 amino acids. Gene Ontology annotation, molecular function: protein binding.
GCCCUCCCGACGCUCUCCGAUGUCUCAACAUGUUUGAUAUGCGACUGACUAUCGUCGAUACCAUCGAGCUCGCCGUCGCCCUGCUUGUGCCUGCCUUAUAGAGGACAAGCGUGCGUUACGGGCAUCGCCUGUCCUCCCAUUCCGUCCCGGUGUACCCGCGCAAUACCCGGGAACUUCUCACAUGAUGGACCCCCCACAUAUGACCGAGUUUGCUUCGCGAAAAUACUUCGACAAGCUCAAGCAGCUCAGCGAAUCUAAGGACCACGCUCAUGCUCACGACGAUGCUGUUAUCCCGCUGGAUGGCCCUGCCGUAACCGAAUCCUCAACAUUCAUUCUACCUAUCGGGGGAGCAAAGCCGAUAGAUCGCGCCCUGCAUGAUGUUCAGAAGGCAGAGAAGGAGAAGCGCCGCGCCAAUUUCAGCCUUAGAACUAUUCUGCCGUCACGCAGUUCUACCGAUCACGAGCAUCGGAGACAGUCUAGUGAUCCCCCCCCAAGGAAAAGCGUUCCCUUCGACCAAUUAUUCUUGGCGCUUCCCAACGAGUUGAAGAUCCAGAUUAUCGCGUCCUUACCUUUGUCAGACAUACUGAGUCUUCGCCUGGCAUCGCGAUCGUGGCAUGCUAUGAUCACGAUCAACGAACUUCCGAUCGCGCGGUACCACCUAGUACAUCACGUCCCGGCCUAUGCGAAACGGUUAUAUCCGGCACCCGAUCCGACCGCGAUCCGACUCCACUACCUCUGCGGAAUCUGGCACCGAUUACACGUCGCUGCUAAACUCUCGUACUUGAUAUGCGAGAGGGUGACGAAGGAGAUGUUUCUCAGGACCACCGAGGCCCAAUUCCUCGAAUUCAAACCACAAUACGAACGAAUGCGACGCCGAUUGAUCCCGCUACUCUUCACCAUCUUUCAUUUCUUCGAGAUGUACCGGAAACUGCAUGUCGAGUACAUCAAGGAGCACGGGCACGGGCUAUUGCGGGAUCCCUAUACUCUCAACCCUAUCGAGCUGAAAAUAAUGAGCAUGUACGAUGACCAGACCUUACUACGCGUUCACCAGGUGUUUCCGCUGGUUGUAUCCUCGUUCUGCCGGCGCCUCCGGCCUCCUUCUUAUGUCGGCCGCUUCGAACGAUCCCUGAGGGGUUACAUGAAGGAUCCGCCUGCCGACGAGGUCUACGUGGCUGCCUUGUGCGUGGGCGGGCUACGGCAGGUGGAGCGGUUCUGGGAGGUCAAGGGGUACAACUCUAGGAGAGGGGUGGUUGAAUCAUGGUAUAAUUCGGUUACGAAGGAACCUGCGGAUACGACGACGCCGAAACAACGACGGGGUUUCGGGCGCCUCUCUAGGAAGAAAUCGAGUACGAACGACCCCGAUUUCUCGAAGUCUACCGGGGAGGCACACGGGUUCAACCGUGUGCGGCACGGGUUCGAUUACGACCGACGGGGGAGUGAAGUAUCGGCAACCGACUUUCCGGAAAGCUUUGUGUUCAGCACCAGCAUGGCGCAGGGUAUGCCGAUGGGUCCGCUCUCACGGGAGCACCUCAAGGCGGUGCUUCCCGACCUGCCGACGCUGCACCAGAUCUGGUUGCCCACCGCCGAGGCCCUGAUACUGGAGAGGAAGAUUGUCGAGCGGCCGCAAGACAUCAAGCGAAACGCGCAGGUCAUGCUGGACCUGAUCCGCGAAGAUGGUGCUGCCGAAGAGGACGAGUGGUGGUACGGGCGAUCGGCGCCCGAGUCGGUACGGCCACCCCUCGAGGCCAUCGAAGAGGAUCCCGUCGAAUAAGAGCAUUUUUCCACGCCAGCGAAUCGGGUUUUGCGUUUUUCCACGGUCGGUUUGAUGAGACUUAUUAGCAUCGGCGCUUUAGAGAAGGAUAUAUAUCCGGGAGGUCUGGGCUGUGCGCGCGCGCGCGUCUAGCCGUGUCGUAUUCAUCGUCAUCGUCGUCAUAUCAGCAUUUACAGGGCGUUUUUGUUUUGCGUACGUCAUAAGGGUCGGGAAACAAGA